Messenger RNA from Eublepharis macularius, 1599 nucleotides. RefSeq names its product protein phosphatase 2 regulatory subunit Bbeta (gene PPP2R2B). The transcript has 9 exons. Gene Ontology annotation, biological process: peptidyl-serine dephosphorylation. The record is from RefSeq and is a predicted model, not a curated record. Lineage: Eukaryota; Metazoa; Chordata; Lepidosauria; Squamata; Eublepharidae. Gene Ontology annotation, cellular component: protein phosphatase type 2A complex; cytosol. Gene Ontology annotation, molecular function: protein phosphatase regulator activity; protein binding. Bases 1 to 1599 code for a protein of 532 amino acids.
AUGCGGAGGAGAGCUCGCCAGCCGCCAGGGGAACCUGUUGGGCAUCGCGUUCACGAAGUAGCCCAGCUGCGGCACUUCGCCCUAGAACUGGGGAUUGCAGCAGCCUCGCUGGGAAUCGGAUCGUGCGCGGCAGCGGCAGCCUUGGGAGGAGGGAAUUCGGAGCUCGUGCGCCAGCAACCGCAGCGGCAGCAGCAGCAGCAGGCGAAGGGGAAUUGGACCUUGCGCAUCCCCAUUCCUUGGUGGAGGCGAAGGAGAUUUGCACCUUUGCGUCAGCGGCGGGAAGAGAAGGGGAUCUGGACCUUUGCAACAGCCGCGUCCCUGGCAGGAGGAGGAGGAGCUGACAUUAUCUCUACAGUAGAAUUCAACCACACAGGAGAAUUACUAGCGACAGGGGACAAGGGGGGUCGCGUUGUAAUAUUUCAGCGUGAGCAGGAGAGCAAAAAUCAGCCCCAUCGCAGGGGAGAAUAUAAUGUUUACAGCACAUUCCAGAGCCAUGAACCUGAGUUCGAUUACCUGAAGAGCUUAGAGAUAGAGGAGAAGAUUAAUAAAAUACGAUGGCUCCCCCAGCAGAAUGCAGCUUACUUCCUUCUAUCCACAAAUGAUAAAACUGUAAAACUAUGGAAAGUUAGUGAAAGAGAUAAAAGACCAGAGGGCUAUAAUCUCAAAGACGAAGAUGGACGACUCCGAGACCCAUCCACAAUCACAACGCUACGGGUACCUGUGCUAAGGCCCAUGGAUUUAAUGGUGGAAGCAACUCCCAGGAGGGUUUUCGCAAAUGCACACACAUAUCACAUCAACUCCAUAUCAGUUAACAGUGACUAUGAAACCUACAUGUCAGCGGAUGAUUUGAGGAUAAACUUAUGGAACUUUGAAAUAAUAAAUCAAAGUUUUAAUAUUGUAGAUAUAAAACCAGCAAACAUGGAGGAGCUGACGGAAGUGAUUACAGCUGCAGAGUUUCAUCCACACCACUGCAACACCUUUGUCUACAGCAGCAGCAAAGGAACAAUACGAUUGUGUGACAUGCGAGCAUCUGCCCUAUGUGACAGGCACUCCAAAUUUUUUGAAGAGCCUGAAGACCCAAGUAACAGGUCAUUUUUUUCUGAGAUCAUCUCUUCAAUUUCUGAUGUUAAGUUCAGCCACAGUGGGAGGUACAUCAUGACCAGGGACUAUCUCACGGUCAAGGUGUGGGACCUGAACAUGGAGAACAGGCCUAUUGAGACAUACCAGGUUCAUGAUUACCUCCGCAGCAAACUGUGUUCCCUCUACGAGAAUGAUUGCAUUUUUGAUAAAUUUGAAUGUGUGUGGAAUGGGUCUGACAGUGUCAUCAUGACUGGCUCCUACAACAAUUUCUUUAGAAUGUUUGACCGCAAUACCAAGCGUGAUGUGACCCUGGAGGCCUCGAGGGAAAACAGCAAGCCCCGUGCCAUCCUGAAGCCCCGCAAAGUCUGUGUUGGGGGCAAAAGGAGAAAAGAUGAAAUUAGCGUGGACAGUCUGGACUUUAGCAAAAAGAUCCUGCAUACAGCUUGGCAUCCUUCAGAAAAUAUCAUAGCAGUGGCAGCAACAAAUAACCUGUAUAUAUUUCAAGACAAGGUUAAUUAG